Molecule: messenger RNA, 552 nt
Organism: Schistosoma turkestanicum
Lineage: Eukaryota; Metazoa; Platyhelminthes; Trematoda; Strigeidida; Schistosomatidae
Source: the annotation of a GenBank genome assembly
AUGUCUAGUAACGUUUUACCAAAAGCCAUACUACAUGCUGUGUAUGGAACUACAACUGCACGAUUUGUACCUCAAUUGCAACGAAUAACAUUAAAGUGCUGUAAAUUUCGACACGACAGUCGAGGUGUCAGAGACUUUAUUGAAAAUCAUUUAGUGGACUUCGCUCGAGAUAAUCCGGCAACUGUUAUCUAUGUAAAGCCACGAAGAAAUAGACCUCCUCUCCUGGUUGCUGAGUAUCUGUGUGGUAACUGGCAUUAUGUACAUGCCAAAGACAUGACUUGUGAAGAAAUAGCUAACUGGAUCAAUUUUUUACGUACUCGUUCUGGGGUGGAUAUUUUUCCCAUAAAUAAAUAUUGGUCAACUAAACGCCCUUCAAUUCAAGGCAUGUGGCAUCCGUUUUAUGAACCUCUAAAUAACCAAAAAACCUUACGAACACCCGAUGAAAUUGUAAGGAACAUUGAUCAACUUUGUCGAACUGAACAAAAUGAGCUAUCAGCAGAGGAAAUACUGUUGGAAAGAGCGAAACUUCAACAGUAUCGUCUAUCUGACUGA